GUUCAUUGGUGUUAGGUGAAGGCCGUGUGUGAGUCCAUCAGUCAGGCAUAUGGGGGGGCAGCCCUGACAGGACCCGCAGCUGGUGUGUGUCACCGAGAGUGAAAGAGAACGGCGCCGGGAGGACCGGAUCUGCAUUCCUCGAGCAGCCGGGAUACCCGCAGGCUGGCAGCGGAGCUGUCACUGUACGCAGAGUGGUGGGGGGCAUCUGUCAUCUGUGCAGUCAGCUGGGAUGCGGCUAUGAGUGCCCCCUCCCCUCUGUGCUGUGUGUGAGCUGCACUUAGAUGAGCGGAGCAGGGAUGGAGCGCAACGCUGGGAUGUGCUGAUUCACCGUCAUUCUCAUCUGGAAGCACAAGCAGAAUUAGGAUCACCUCCUCCCCUCCCCCCAGGUCCAGAGAUGGAGCGCAGGCAGGAGCAGCAGAGCCUGGACUUCACCAUGGACAAUGUGGAGAAAGCUCUUCACCAGUUAUACUACGAUCCCAACAUUGACAACAAGAACCUUGCUCAGAAGUGGUUAAUGCAGGCCCAGCUGUCUCCUCAAGCCUGGCAGUUUAGCUGGCAGCUCCUAAACGGUGGCAAAGUACCAGAAAUCCAGUACUUUGGUGCCAGUGCGCUGCACAUUAAAAUAUCCAGAUACUGGGGGGAUAUACCCUCAGACCAGUAUGAGACCCUCAAGUCGCAGCUCUUCUCACAGAUCUCUGCCUUUGCCAGUGGCUCCAAGAUUGUCCUCACCCGGCUCUGUGUGGCGCUUGCGUCAUUGGCCCUCAACAUGAUGCCCGACACCUGGCCACAUGCUGUGCCGGACAUGGUUCGAGUGUUCCAGACAGAGGAUGGACAGACGGAUGGCAGAGCUCGCUGUCUGGCACUUUUGGAGUUGUUAACUGUUUUGCCCGAGGAGUUCCAGACUAGUCGCCUCCCACCUUUCCGCAAAGGACAAGUACGCAGCUGCCUGUCCCAGGAGUGCGCAUGUGUCUUCCCGCUGCUGCGUCAGCUAUUGCAGCAGAGCGACUCCCCUGGAUAUGUCAAGCAGAAGGUGCUGAAGUGUUUCUCCAGUUGGGCCCAACUGGGCAUCCCCCUGACAGAUUGCGAGGAGCUGACCAUGGCUGCAUUCUCUGCCCUACGGGACCCUGAACUGUUUGACUCCGCAGUGGAGGCUUUAGUGAAUACCAUCUCUCAACCUGAUGCACAAAGGUACGUGAACACGCUCCUCAAACUGAUCCCUCAGGCACUCGGCUUGCAAGACCAGCUCCAUCAAGCCGUUCAGAACGGGGAUAUUGAAACUUCUCAUGGGAUUUGCCGGAUUGUGGUGGCUCUUGGAGAAAACCAUUCCCGGGCCCUGCUGGAACAAGUGGAUCACUGGCAAAGCUUCCUGGCUCUAGUGAAUAUGAUUAUGUUCUGCACUGGCAUUCCCGGGCACUAUCCAGUCAAUGAAACCACCAGCUCUCUCACACUGACAUUCUGGUACACUCUGCAGGAUGACAUCCUUUCAUUUGAGAUGGAGAAGCAGACUGUGUAUUUGCAGGUUUAUCGCCCAGUCUAUUUCCAGCUAGUUGAUGUUUUGCUUCAGAAAGCUCAGUUUCCUGCUGAUGAUGAGUAUGCAUCUUGGUCGUCAGAUGAGAAAGAACAAUUCCGAAUUUACAGGGUGGACAUAUCUGACACACUUAUGUAUGUGUAUGAGAUGCUGGGAGCAGAGCUGCUCAGUAACUUGUAUGAAAAACUUGGACGCCUCCUGACCUCUUCAGAGCACCCCACUUCAUGGCAACACACAGAAGCUUUGCUCUUUGGUUUCCAGUCCAUUGCUGAAACCGUUGAUGUCAACUACUCGGAUGUCGUCCCUGGACUUAUUGGCCUCAUCCCCAGGAUCAACAUCAAUAACGUACAGCUCGCAGACACAGUGAUGUUCACUAUCGGAGCACUGGCUGAAUGGCUGGCCGACCACCCAGUGAUGAUCAGUAAAGUGCUGCCUCUGGUCCUUCAUGCCUUGGGAAAUCCUGAGCUGUCAGUGUCUAGUGUUUCCACCUUGAAGAAAAUCUGUCGGGAGUGCAAAUACGAUCUUCUUCCCUACGCUGCCAAUAUCGUGGCUGUGUCCCAGGACGUGCUACUGAAACAGAUCCACAAGACCAGUCAGUGUAUGUGGCUGAUGCAGGCUCUCGGCUUCUUGCUCUCAGCGCUGCAGGUGGAGGACAUUCUGAGUAACCUGCACUUGCUCAUCACUCCUUAUAUCCAGCAGCUGGAGAAACUGGCAGAUGAGACACCAAAUCCCUCCAAUAAAUUGGCAAUUAUCCACAUUCUGGGUCUUCUCUCCAACUUGUUUGCCACUCUGGACAUCAGCUGCCAUGAUGACGAUCACAAAGCGACAGAAGUGAAAAAAUUGCCUGUGGUGCAGGGCCCCAAUCCGGUUGUCCUGGUUCUGCAGCAGGUGUUCCAGCUGAUAAGGAAGGUUCUCAGCACUUGGCUAAAUGAUGCUCAGGUUGUGGAUGCCGUGUGCACCAUAUUUGAGAAAUCAGUGAAGACUUUACUGGAUGAUUUUGCCCCAAUAGUCCCUCAGUUAUGUGAGAUGCUGGGCCAGAUGUAUAGUACAAUUCCUCAAGCAUCCGCCAUUGAUUUGACGCGGCAGAUGGUUCAUAUCUUCGCCAAUGAGCCAGCGCACUUCCCUCCCAUCAGAGCACUUUUUCUGCUAGUCACUUCACUGACUCUGUCUCUGUUUCAGCAAGGACCCAGGGACCAUCCUGAUAUUGUUGAUUCAUUUAUGCAACUCCUGGCACAGGCCCUGAAGCGCAAGCCGUGCCUCUUCAUGUCAGCUGAGCUGGACGUUAAGGCGGUUUUUCAGUGCGGAGUCCUCUCUCUGAAGUUCCCUGAACCAACGACAGUCAAGGCCAGCUGCCUGUUCUUUAUGGAGUUCUUACCAAGAUGCGGAGAACUCGCUCCAGUUGGACAAGUGGUGCAUGAGGAUGGGAAGCUGCUGCUUCAGGCCACAUUGGAGGGAAUCGGCGGGCAAGCCUCGCGCAAUCUGAUGGACUCCUUUGCCGAUAUCCUUUUUUGUCUCAAUAAGAACUGCUUCUCCUACCUGGUGGUCUGGUUAAAAGAGUUGAUGCAGCAAGAUGGCUUCCCCUCCCCCCGUGUGACGCAGGAGCAGAAGGAUAACUUCAGUCAGCACAUCUUGAGGGAGCGAGUGAACAAGCGACGAAUGCGAGACAUGGUGAAGGAGUUCACGCUGCUGUGCCGUGGAUUACAUGGGACAGAGUACACUGCGGACUACUGACAGCUCAGAGCUGCUGGAGGGACCACCCGCCUACGAUUCUGGGACACUCUGCACCAGUCCUCAUACAGAGCAGAUGUGAGUGUGAACAGUGUGGACUUUCUCUCAUCAUUUUACCCACUGGUGCAUUCGAAGGGCGGAAGAUGGGUGGACUUUCCAGCGUUUGGGACUCGUUUGCUGGGUGCUCAUCACUAUUGGAACUUCAAGGUUCACCCCGUCCUUGUAACACUCGAAAAUAUGUAAUCACCACAGUCUGAGGGACACCGGUCCUGGUGGCUGCUUGUAGAAUAUGUACAGGGAUAACACGAGCAGGAGCUGAGAGAUCUGCUGCUUCCACUCUGACUCGAUUACUGUUAACAAGCAUGUCUGCAGAUUUUACUACGUAUAAUGACUCGCUGAUCCGCUCGCCUCCAAGAUAUGGAAUAGGGGCAAUGGUUUUACAUGUCCUCUCUGUGUCUGAACCCAGGGAUUACCAUUAAACCAUGUUUCUCAUUACACAAACUGCUGAAGCAUGCCAGCCUAACCACUAUUAAAGCAGCCUCUUCAGACCUGCUGCACCCCGCUGCUGCUGUAGAUGCUCGCUGUGUCUCUUAUUGUUCUCCUCUCCAAAAGUUACUUACUGUACGUAGAUCCUGCAGCCUCCUGAGAAACCAUUGACUGCAUCUUCAGGUUGUGAGCAGUGUGAAUCAUUUUUAGAGUCAGCCAUUGCAGUUCCUAUAAUAUCCUAUUAAGGGUCUAUUCACACUUUGUGGUCCGCAAAACGGUGGACUCGCAAAAUAUACACGACGUCCAUGUGACUUAUUGACUUCAAUGGGUCUGUGAACAGCAUUUUGCCACCAACUAUAGGACAAGUUCUGUCCUUUGCAGAACGAACAUACGCAUGAGGAGUGCCCCCUAAAACAGUUUUUUGGGCUUCUGCAAUGUUCUGUGUGUUUCAGUCCAUCAUGAAUUUCAAAGUCUCUGAUUCAUGGGCUCAUUUAUUAAGAUCGGCAUUUUCCACGCCAGUCUUAAAUCUGUCUUGUUGGAGGAAGUGCCAAAGUUAUGUGGAGACGCAGGCCUUUGCAUAACUUCCGCACCUCCUCCAGCAGGCCGCGUGACAGACUUAAAUAUACACCAUCUUUCUUGCUAGAUUUAAGCCAUUUCCUAGGCCAUAAAUUGGUGUAGAAAAUGAUGAAUGAGAUGGGCCUUCCGGCCUGCCUUCUUCCCCCUUCUUCUUCUUGGUGUGAGCUGGGAAAAGUUGCAGAUUUUGCAACGAAAUCUGGGACUGAUAUAAGUCAUAAAAAUUGCGUAUAUCAGUUCAUAAAUGAGCCCCUAAAGUCAGAGGCAGAAACCCCCUCCUGUACCUGUCCUAAAGUGCAUCAAUGAUCCUGUUGCACAAAAUAUUGAAGAGCGAGUCUACAAUCCAAAGGCAAGAAGUCCAGCACUCGGUGGGAUUGACAUGUUUCAGGGCCUUAAAGUGGUUAUCCAAAACUGAAUAUCCUCCCCCACCCCUACAUUUCCCGGACCCCCGGCGCUGGUUUCCUCCCAGAUCACUCCACAGCCAUCUUUGCAGCUUCCCUGCCUGCAGAAAACAACAUCCGUCGACUUGUGGAGGUGCAGCCAAUAGGCAGCUGUGGCGAUGACCUGCCCCCUUGCAGGUGACGUCACACAUGACGCAAGGGAGAAGGUGAUAGUCACGGCCAGCUAUUGGCUGCACCCUAAACCACCCCACGUUGACGGAUAUUGUGUUCUGCAGGUUGGGGAGAUGCGAAAACGGCCAUGGAGUGAUCCAGGAGGAAACCAACGUCAGGGCCAGGUACGUAUGCUCAGUGCUGAGGGUCCAGGCUUUGUAGGUGGGGUUAUUCAGUCUUUGAUAACCCCUUUAAGGAAGGAUGCAAGUCCAUGGGCUGUGAGACGUGAACAGUUUUGUAGCAUUAGUAGUAUACUUUUUAAUAUUUGGAUUUAACAUUAGAGUUUUAUGGUAUCCAGCAAUGCAUGUUAGUAGGGACCUCUCUGAUACACUGUAACAAGCCUAAUGUCUUGGUGGUGGGAUUUUCAGCCUCUGGAUAUGAAUGAGAGCCUUCCCAUUCACAAGCCGAGAGGAUUGGAACACAAUGAAUUUCAGAAAGUUCAGCUUUAUUUAUAAAGGUCUCACAGGGACUUAUUAUUAAUGCCCUAUCCUUUCAGCACCUCAGCUGUGCGAGUCAUGUGUUGGAUCCCACAUUUCUAAUAUUGAUGACCGUCCCUAAAGAUACAGGACCCCAAAUGGAUAGGUUAUAAUGUUUUAUAAACAGAAUACCCCCUGAAAUAGACUGGAAGAUGGAGAAAAGCAGAUCAUGGGGAUUAUACAGAUUCACAAGGAGGAAUUAUAGUUUUGGUAAAGACUGAAACUAUGGUAGAUGUGAUCAGCUGUGUAUCUAAUAAAUGUUCCUUUAUGAA
This is a messenger RNA of Bufo gargarizans (Asiatic toad), 5674 nucleotides long. It is a transcript of the gene IPO13, whose product is annotated as importin 13. Lineage: Eukaryota; Metazoa; Chordata; Amphibia; Anura; Bufonidae. Gene Ontology annotation, molecular function: small GTPase binding. The transcript has 21 exons. The record is from RefSeq and is a predicted model, not a curated record. Gene Ontology annotation, cellular component: cytoplasm; nuclear membrane. Gene Ontology annotation, biological process: protein import into nucleus. Bases 395 to 3259 code for a protein of 954 amino acids.